AUGGCAACGCGCAAUGAGUCACGCGUCAAAAACGAGGACAAACGCUCGCGGCGCGGAUCAGAUAACCGCCCAUUGUUAGUGGGAUUAACGCAGCACCCGGAGCACAUCCUGUCUCCCACUGUCUCCCACGACACUCACCCAUCUGCAGCACCCACGGGAUCCCCGCAGUCCAGGCGCAGACAGAAGCGGCUGAUGAAGCGGACUGACGCGAAACAGAAGCGAAGUGGACGCGAAACAGAAGCGAUGAAUACUAGAGUCCACACCAGUGCAGAAAGGCGACCAUAG
Molecule: messenger RNA, 285 nt
Organism: Knipowitschia caucasica
Lineage: Eukaryota; Metazoa; Chordata; Actinopteri; Gobiiformes; Gobiidae
Source: the annotation of a GenBank genome assembly